Varanus komodoensis (Komodo dragon) is the source of this 1923-nucleotide messenger RNA. It is a transcript of the gene AMER2, whose product is annotated as APC membrane recruitment protein 2. Gene Ontology annotation, cellular component: plasma membrane. NCBI's taxonomy places the organism in Eukaryota, Metazoa, Chordata, Lepidosauria, Squamata, Varanidae. Gene Ontology annotation, molecular function: phosphatidylinositol-4,5-bisphosphate binding; beta-catenin binding. The transcript has a single exon. Gene Ontology annotation, biological process: regulation of canonical Wnt signaling pathway. Bases 4 to 1923 code for a protein of 639 amino acids. The record is from RefSeq and is a predicted model, not a curated record.
GCCAUGGACGUGCACUGCGAAUGUGCGGAGCCCACCGCGGUGGGCGAGCAGCCGCCGCCCUCGGGCAAGCUCAACAAAACUGCCUUCAAGCUGUUCAAGCGGAGGAAAUCCGGGGGCGCCAUGCCAAGCAUCUUCGGCGUGAGGAGCAGCAGCAAAGGCAAAAGCGGCGAAGGGGGCGGCGGGCAGGCGGCGGGCAUGGUGCGGAGCAAGACCCACGACGGGCUGGCCGAGGUGGUGCUGGAGAGCGGCAAGAAGGAGGAACCUGGCGGCGGCGGCGGCGUGGACGAACAGUUCGGAGGCGGCGGGGCCAAGGAGUCCCCGUCGUCCUGCUCCCCCUCGGCGGCCGCGGCGGCGGUGGGCAAGUCACACAGCUUCUUUUCGCUGCUGCGCAAAAACGGCCGCGCGAGCGAAGGCGGCAAAGGCGAGAGGCCGAAAGGGCGCGGUGGGCUCAAGGGGCUCUUCAGCAGCAUGAGGUGGCACCGGAGGGACAAGCCGGGCGGCGGCGGCGCGGGCGGCGGCGGAGCUAAGGAAGACGAGGGCGCCGAGGGCCAGCCCAGCCUCCUCAUGCCUGGGUCCCUGACCGCCAGCCUGGAGUGCAUCAAGGAAGAGGCGCCGCGCUGCCCGCUGGCCGACCAAGCCGCUCAGGAGCCCCCAGGGCCGGCCAGCGCCGACCCGCAGCUAGCGCCCCCGCAGGCCGCUGAGGCGGUGCUCCCCCGAGACGAGCAAGAGGUUGAGCCGCAGCCUGCGCCACGCACCCCGCGGGGAGAGGAUCCUCCCGGAAUCCAGCCCCAAGCGAAGGAGAGCCACCCCGAGCCCGCGGAGGGUGACCGCCAAGGGACAAAGGAGGACUCAGCCAUAACAGGUGACAUCCCCAUCGAGCCUCCCCCCCCUGUUGCACCUGAGUGUGAACGCGGCCAAGAGACGGUGGCGGCUGCCCCUGACCCUUCCUCUCUUGAUCCGCCCUCUGAGCCAUCCAUUGACCGUAUUUGUUUGAUGUUUGCUGACGUGACUUCAUUGAAAAGCUUUGACUCUCUUACAGGAUGUGGGGACAUUAUUGCGGACCCGGAGGAUGACGUGGGCAGCGGCGGUGGCAGUGGUGGAGGUGGCAGUGACAAGAGUGCCGCUGGGGUCAGCAAAAUGGGGGCCUCCAAAAAGCCUCCCAGCGUGGUGGCUUACCAAGGAGGAGGAGAGGAGAUGGCCAGCCCUGAGCAGGUGGGGGACACCUGCACUCCUGAGUUUUGGGAUAUGUUGUCACAAACGGAGGAGAAGUCACAGGAAAUACCAGGGGGAACAGAAUCCUCAGAGGCUUCCAAAGAUGGUAGCUGUGCCAGAAGGGUUCAGGAUGGGCCAACAGCUGGGAAGCAUGUUGGCCUCAACCAGAUUCCAGUUCAUCACAACCAUAAAGAAGACCAGAAAAGUAGGGAAAAGGAGCAACAGGAAGCUGUUCCCAGCAGUGAUGAGGGCUAUUGGGAUUCUACCACACCUGGACCUGAGGAGGACAAUACCAGCAAUAUCCAGAAAGAGGUAAUUCCAAGGGACAGCUACAGUGGGGAUGCACUCUAUGAUCUGUAUGCUGAUCCUGAUGAAAACACAGCCACAGUGACUUCUGCAGAAGAAGUCACCUCAGUGAUUUGUUGCAAGCCACUCUCUCCAGUAACAACGACAUGUCCAGUCAAAACCCAUACAACUUCACUCAAGGACUCCAAGAUACCCAUCAGUAUCAAGCAUUUUACAUCACCGCAUGGCAGCCAUGGCCCAGAUACCAGUAACAGCCAUCACAUCAUACACCAUCAGCCUACCAAAAGCGAGAUCCCUAGAACAAAAAUCCCAGUUUCUAAAGUGCUUGUUCACCGGGCCAGUUACCGGAGCUUAGCAGGGACAACAGGUAAAGCAGCCACAUAUCAUGAAAGUGCCAAAAAAUAG